GUUCGCCGCGGUGCUGGGGCUCGGGAUUCCGAGCGGAGCUGGUUGAGCCCUCAAAGUGCCUCACCGAGCGCGCUGGCUUUGGGGGGGUCUCCAUCGGUGGUGUCACUGCGACCAGCGGAGCCGGCGACAGCGAGCGACUCCCGCCAGCCACGGACAUGGACAUGAAGAAAAGGAUCCACUUAGAGCUGCGGAACAGGACGCCCUCAGAUGUUAAAGAGCUGGUUCUUGACAACUGCAGGUCGAACGAAGGCAAAAUCGAGGGCCUGACAGAUGAGUUUGAAGAGCUGGAAUUGUUAAGUACAAUCAACGUAGGCUUAACCUCAGUUGCAAACUUACCAAAGUUAAACAAACUGAAGAAGCUCGAGCUGAGCGACAACAGAGUCUCAGGAGGACUGGAGGUGUUGGCAGAAAAGUGUCCGAACCUCACGCAUCUAAAUCUAAGCGGCAACAAAAUAAAAGAUCUUGGGACAAUAGAGCCUCUGAAGAAGUUAGAAAACCUGAAGAGCCUAGACCUUUUCAACUGCGAGGUAACCAACUUGAACGAUUACAGAGAAAACGUUUUCAAGCUCCUCCCGCAGCUCACAUACCUCGAUGGCUACGACCGGGACGACAAAGAGGCGCCAGACUCCGAUGUAGAGGCCUACUUGAAGGGCUUAGAUGACGAGGAGGAUGAUGAGGAUGAAGAGGAGUAUGAUGAUGAUGCUCAGGUAGUAGACGACGAAGAAGAUGAGGAGGAAGAGGAGGAAGGAGAAGAGGAGGAUGUGAGUGGAGAAGAGGAGGAGGAUGAAGAAGGCUACAAUGAUGGUGAGGUAGAUGAUGAUGAAGAUGAAGAAGAGCCUGAUGAACAGGGAGAGAAGAGAAAACGAGAACCUGACGACGAAGGGGAUGAAGACGACUAAACCCAAUAACCUAUUUUGCAUUUUUUC
Molecule: messenger RNA, 926 nt
Organism: Dryobates pubescens (Downy woodpecker)
Lineage: Eukaryota; Metazoa; Chordata; Aves; Piciformes; Picidae
Gene: ANP32A
Product: acidic nuclear phosphoprotein 32 family member A
Exons: 7
Coding region: 156-899 (247 amino acids)
Biological process (GO): regulation of apoptotic process; nucleocytoplasmic transport
Cellular component (GO): perinuclear region of cytoplasm; nucleus
Molecular function (GO): histone binding
Source: RefSeq, a predicted model, not a curated record